Messenger RNA from Homalodisca vitripennis (glassy-winged sharpshooter), 596 nucleotides. RefSeq names its product ubiquitin-conjugating enzyme E2-17 kDa-like. The record is from RefSeq and is a predicted model, not a curated record. NCBI's taxonomy places the organism in Eukaryota, Metazoa, Arthropoda, Insecta, Hemiptera, Cicadellidae. Gene Ontology annotation, biological process: ubiquitin-dependent protein catabolic process; protein polyubiquitination. Gene Ontology annotation, molecular function: ubiquitin conjugating enzyme activity. The transcript has a single exon. Gene Ontology annotation, cellular component: nucleus. The coding region runs from base 81 to 524 and encodes 147 amino acids.
GUAUUUUCCGAUCCUAAGUCUUUUGAUAGCGGUUUCAUUGUCUAGUUUGGAGACAGUGUGACAAAACAGCAGUUCAGAAAAUGGCAUUAAAACGAAUUAAUAAGGAACUGCAAGACCUGGGCCGUGACCCUCCAGCACAAUGUUCAGCGGGGCCAGUUGGAGAUGAUUUAUUUCAUUGGCAAGCCACAAUUAUGGGACCUCCUGACAGUCCAUAUCAAGGGGGAGUUUUCUUUUUAACAAUCCAUUUUCUUACAGAUUACCCAUUCAAACCUCCUAAGGUUGCGUUUACAACUCGAAUUUACCAUCCUAACAUAAAUAGCAACGGUAGCAUUUGUCUUGAUAUUCUAAGAUCUCAGUGGUCACCUGCAUUAACAAUAUCAAAAGUGUUGCUGUCUAUCUGCUCACUGCUCUGUGAUCCAAAUCCGGAUGAUCCUCUAGUCCCCGAGAUCGCCAGGAUAUACAAGACAGACCGAGAAAAGUACAACGAACUGGCUCGAGAAUGGACGCGUAAAUAUGCCAUGUGAUGAUUCGGCCAUUAAAUCGACACCCACGUUUAUACUAGUUAUCAAAAAAUGUUCCAAAACUUACAAAACAAU